AGAACGGCGCAAACUUCCCCGCUACCUGCGCUCGAGUGUUGGCGCGCACCGACCCAAGCGGCGGCGGCGUUGGGCUAUGGAUCGUCCCCAGCGCCGGAACCCUAGCAGCCGCCCUCUUAAGCCGCCGCGGCCACCAGGAGGCCUGCCCUUCCGGCCCCCGCCGGCGUCGAGGCCUGCCGCCGAGCCCUCCUCUCCAGAUGGAAGGCCAAGGAAAAAGGUUCGAUUUGCAAGUGAACCUGGCAGUCAUCACAUACAGGCAAGACAGGAUGCCAAUACAGGCAGAGCUGAGAAAACUAAGCCCCAAGGUUCCGAUGCGAAAACUUCCGAAUUCAAAUUCUUCAAGAAAAUGUGGGAACAGUCAGGCUGUAGAUCCCAUUCCUUUAGACAACCUCAUCAAAACAAUGUGCCAAGCAUAUCCAAGCAAAAAGAGGGCGAGAGAAUCGAAGCACAUAAUGCGACGUUGCAAAAGAAGUUCCCUGUCCAGAAGGUUACCUUGUGUCCUGAUCAGGCCCCUGCUACACCCUUGAAUAAUGCAUUUUCUAAUGAGCGAGUUGAAGUGCAAGCCCCACAUUCUGAACAUGACAGUCAUGAUACACCUCAGUUAAAACCAUGUGAUGGUGCCCCAGCUGCUCAUGUUUUCACACCCAUGAUUCAGACACCAUUUGAACUUGCAGGGAUUUCAAGAAAUACUGAACCUGGGAGUGGACGGAUGUUUUCAGAAAAGAGAAGAAAUUUAUUAAAGUUAGCUUCAAAAACAGCGGCAAUGGAAACUUGUGAGUUAUUGCAAAAAAGAUCGGAAUUUUUCGCUGAUAUCAUGCAAAGGUUAGGCGCCAGCAACAUAAUAAGAAAGCACCAUAAAGAGCCCAUGAGACAGAGGGGAAUGGUUCAUGGACAAACUCCUUCUGAUCCCGGGGGUCAUCCUGAUAACCUUCUUGAAUACAGGGACAACUUCAAUUCAUUAAGUAAACUGGGAUCAGGAAAAGGGUCGUCCUGUUAUGCAAGUGACGGAUCACAUCAAUUCCUAGCCUUGCCAUGGGUAGACAAUCGGGGCCUUUCAAGUUUUCUUGAUUGGGAAAACGGCUUAUCUUGCAGGGACAAUGAAGCUCAUCAGUUCAUGCCACUGCCAUCAGCAUAUAUUACAGAUGUUUCAAGUUCUGAUUGGAAAAGAGACACUGUUCGCAACCAGGUUUCCAACUUGUUGCUAGAAGAUGUCCAACCUCUCACAAAAGGCAAGUCAGCUUCAGCUAACGAAUUGGGCGGUAAUAUUCAAAGUGAGACAUAUGAUCAUCAUGGAUGGGAUCCUAUGUUGUCGGUAACAUCAGUUCCAAAGCGAUUGUCCUUCCCCUGUCAGACCAGAGGGCAGUCAGUGGUACCAUAUGCGCUAUCAAAUACUUCCUGGCAACCUGAGUUUUCCAGAUCCCUAGAGCAUUGUCCUUCUAGGUCAGUUGGAUUAGAGGGGGAGAAUUUGACUGCUGCAGGAUUGUUUGGUAAUUCUGCUGCUGAACUUCUAUCUGCAUUUGACCAACCACAUGAGAAAUGCACUUCUUCAAGAUUUUUGGACUUUAGAGAUGGAGUUCUUGAUAACAAUGGUUUUAGCGGUAUCUCCAACUUCCAUGCUAGUGAGAGCAACAGCUUUUUGUGGAAGCCAAACACAAGUUCCCUGGAUUCCAUAUGUUCAACUUCAGAUUAUCCUUUUGAGCAGGGCUCGAAGAGCUUUUGUGACUCUGCUGUCAGUAUAUCUUGUUUGGCUGGAAUGGAGACAGAGGCAGAGUUGUUUGAUAAUUCUGAUACCGGGCUUGUACAUGGGAUGGAUCUGGUACCUGUGACAUUCACUGCUUCAAGUUUUUCCAAGUAUCCUGGAAUUGUUGAUCGUCAUCAUGACCCAAAGGACCACAACAGCAUUUUGCCCGUGGGUGCAGAUGAUGCUUGUCUGGAUUCCCUAUCUCCAUAUUCAGAACAUCCUUGUAAGCAAAACUGGGAAAAUACUAGUGAUUUCUCCACAGAACUGUGGUCAUCAUCACAUCAUGCCCAGUCUCGUGAUGGCAGUUUGGGAGCUAUGUUCGGUUUCACGUCGGAUCAAAGUAUUUGCAGUGACUUUGAAGAUGACCACAGUAUGGCGCUAGUUGCAGCCAACCCCAAGAGCAGUUAUUUUGGUACAUCUGAUCGCGCGUUCUUUGAUUCUCGCUCUGCUAUGGAUAGCAUCAGGGAGACUCCCAUGUUGUCUCUUGAUUGCGUAAGGUGGUAGGUUUGCAUGCUUGUUUCUAUCUAGACUGGCCCUGAUAGCGGAUGAUGCAUUCUGCUACGUUUAGUUUUGACCUUAAUUUGGCUGUAGGUUGUUAGCUACCUCAAAAGUGUAGAAGUGAAGUUAUGACUUUUGCUGUUCACCCCAGUUUUGAAGAGGCUAGCCUUAGGGCUUUACAGGAAGUGGAUGCCUGUAAUUUUAGAUCAUUGAUCCAGUCAGAACUUGUUGAACUGAUGUAUGUUGCUGUAAACAUUGCCAGGAAAUGUAUAUAUAUAUUGCCUCCUCGGUUUGUUGUUGAA
Lolium perenne is the source of this 2541-nucleotide messenger RNA. RefSeq lists its product as uncharacterized. Lineage: Eukaryota; Viridiplantae; Streptophyta; Magnoliopsida; Poales; Poaceae. The record is from RefSeq and is a predicted model, not a curated record.